GGGACGCAACAACGCGCUUGUGCGAGCGUUAACUUCACUCUCGCGAGAGCACGGAUGCACUCUGGGACGUGUAGUCUUCAUUUCAUGUAGCCAAAAAUAUAAAAAUUUAUGUUCUCGCAGAGGCAGGCAGCCUAGAGCAAGAGGGACUACGCCUGCUGGAGCAACAUGAAGAUACAUAUUUGGCUUCAGAAUACCUCGUACUGUGCUCAAAACAUGCAGGAUGAUUUACUGAUGGACAAAAGCAAAGCUCAGCCUCACCAGCACCAAGAGCCGUUAAAUACAGAGCCUGCAUCCACCACCCCGACCCCCUCCGAGCCUCCGGUCCCAGACGAGCAGAACCCCGGUGGUCACAACGAGCGGCUCGCCAUGGAGUCUCCGGUGUUACCGGGGUUGGGCACUCCCGCGGGUUUCCCGCAGGAUUCCUCUCUCUCGCCGUCGUUCGCCAGCACUUGGUCCACCAACACCGUAGACGAAGGCUUUUUCCAAGGGAUUCCGUCUGUAAACGGGGCGAUGCUUUUUCAAAACUUUCCCCAUCACGUCAACCCGGUGUUCGGGGGUAAUUAUUCUCCGCAGAUGAGAAGGUCUCCUCUGAGUGUGAACCAGAGGAGCCCUUAUAACCACCAGACGCUCAUCAAUAAAGUGUCCGCGUCGUCCGCUUCUUCGUCCGCCUGGAAUAACCAUCAGAACGCGGCGUGGAGCUCCGCGGCGAACCCCUGGAGCGGCAGAGACCCGCGGAGAGCGCUCGGCGUCCCGUCUCAGCUCAACCCCAUCUCCCCGACGAAGAAGCCCUUCCCGAGCAAUGUCAUCGCGCCCCCGAAAUACCAGAGACCGGGAGCCCUGCAGAAACCCUGGAUGAUCUCCGAGCCUCCGGGACCCUUCAGAACCGACAACAGCAACAACAUGCUGCCUUUUCAGGAACGGAAUCGACCCUUUGACCCAUUCAACUUGCAAACUUUGGAGACCUCCUUAAUGGACAUGAUUGGAACAAACCCUGACAAAGGUAAACAUCACCCUGCUGCUGGCCCUCCAGUGACUAUCGCUGAUAUUAUAUGGAGGAAUCAUUUUGCAGGUCGCAUGGGUCUUAACUUUCACCAUCCAGUAGCUGAACAUAUAUUACCACUGAACUCCAGGAGCUAUGGUCGCAGAAGAGGUCGCUCUUCACUGUUUCCUUUUGAGGACGGCUUCCUGGACGACGGUCAUGGAGAUCAGUCGCUGCCCCCUGGCCUGAGCUCCCCCACCCGCUGUCAGAACGGAGAGAGGAUGGAGCGCUUCUCCAGAAAGGUGUUUGUCGGUGGACUGCCACCUGACAUCGAUGAAGAUGAGAUCACCAACAGUUUCCGUCGCUACGGUCACCUGGUGGUGGACUGGCCUCAUAAAGCAGAAAGCAAAUCCUAUUUUCCCCCUAAAGGUUACGCUUUCCUGCUCUUCCAGGAGGAGAGCUCAGUCCAGGCCCUCAUUGACGCCUGCAUCGAGGAGGACGGGAAGCUCUACCUGUGUGUCUCGAGCCCCACUAUUAAAGAUAAACCAGUCCAGAUUCGCCCGUGGAACCUGAGUGACAGUGAUUUCGUGAUGGAUGGAUCUCAGCCUCUUGACCCACGCAAGACCAUUUUUGUGGGAGGCGUUCCACGACCUCUACGAGCAGUGGAGCUGGCUAUGAUCAUGGACAGACUGUAUGGAGGUGUGUGUUACGCCGGCAUUGACACUGAUCCUGAACUCAAGUACCCUAAAGGUGCGGGCCGAGUGGCCUUCUCCAAUCAGCAGAGCUACAUCGCUGCCAUCAGUGCCAGAUUUGUCCAGCUGCAGCAUAAUGACAUUGACAAACGAGUGGAGGUGAAACCAUACGUGCUGGACGAUCAGAUGUGUGAUGAAUGUCAGGGCGCUCGCUGUGGAGGAAAAUUCGCCCCUUUUUUCUGUGCCAACGUCACCUGUCUGCAGUAUUACUGUGAGUACUGCUGGGCGAGCAUCCACUCACGCGCCGGCCGCGAGUUCCACAAACCUCUGGUGAAGGAAGGCGGAGAUCGACCUCGGCAUGUGUCCUUCCACUGGAGCUGAUGGCAAGCGGCACAUCACCCUCUCCACCCACCAAACCACACACGGAUCUCCCCUCUCAUCUUUUGUUCUUAGAAAACAAAUAUCAUGAUAUCUCUGUCCACUAUAUUCUCUGCUUACAAACACUUAGGAAAAUAUGAAUUUUGAGUCUGCAUACUCAAACGUUGCACUUUGGCACAAACAGUCGAUGUUAACGCUUAUCAGGAUGUUGUGCAUUAAUUCUCUCAUGCUUUGUUUGAUCGGUUUAGUGCUCCAUAUAGGUAACAUUUUAGGCAGUGUGAGACUACAUAUAUAAUAUGUACAGUACAGUUACAAAAAGGAUAAAUUUUUAGUUACUAUUUAUCUAUAUACACACAGAUAAUACAUUUUGGGUGUCCGACUUUUUAAAAGAGCAUGCACUUAUUGUGAAAACCGAGUGGUAGGAAAUUCUCCCCUACAUGAGGACAAAAAAAAGUUACCAUAGGUAAAAUUAAUUAAUUAAGAAAAUCUUGUUUAAGUGAGCUGUUAAAAAAAAAAAAAAUAACACAAGUUAUUAAAGUAAAACACCAUAUGCUCUCCAUGUUGAAAUGAAUAGUAAUACCUGCAUGCAUGCAGCUCUUUCUGUUCGCUUCAGUUUUUUAGGCUUAAUUUUUUACGAGUUUUUUAGUAUUAUCUACAUGCUGCAUAAUAGCUUUUGCUGCUAAAUCUAUGGUAUGAGUCCAUACGGUCAAACUUUAUUCAAGCGAACGAGUGCUCCGAAAGGUCUGUGUCUGCAAACAGCUAAUGAGUCUGCGAUGCAUGCUGUAAAAUCAACUCUCACUUUCAUCUCCCCCACGAUGGACGAGCGAUAUGGAGCACUAUGGAUGCUUAUUUCCACCACAGAAUACAAAAAAAAAAAGUCUUGCGAGGGGGAGGAAAGUCCAAAUUGUGAAAGAUAAACUCAGAAUUGUGAGGGGUAAAACGUUUUUGAGUUCAGUUGAGAAAGGAAAAAGUCAGAAUUGUGAGAUAA
Carassius carassius (crucian carp) is the source of this 3037-nucleotide messenger RNA. RefSeq names its product cytoplasmic polyadenylation element-binding protein 3-like. The transcript is spliced from 11 exons. Gene Ontology annotation, molecular function: ribosome binding; mRNA regulatory element binding translation repressor activity; mRNA 3'-UTR binding. The record is from RefSeq and is a predicted model, not a curated record. The coding region runs from base 166 to 2052 and encodes 628 amino acids. Gene Ontology annotation, biological process: negative regulation of cytoplasmic translation. NCBI's taxonomy places the organism in Eukaryota, Metazoa, Chordata, Actinopteri, Cypriniformes, Cyprinidae. Gene Ontology annotation, cellular component: nucleus; synapse; neuron projection.